AUGAAAGACUUAGGCCCUUUACAUUACUUCUUAGGUAUUGAGGCUACAUUUGAUUCAAAGGCUAAGAAGAUGCUAUUAGCUCAGAAUAAGUACUCUCUUGAACUCUUAAAGAAACAUGACAUGCUUGGUUGUAAACCCUGUAAAACUCCAGUUCCUCAGGUCCAAAGAGUAUCAGUUUUUGAUGGUACUGCUUUAUCUGAUGAUUCUUCUUAUAGAAGUUUGGUGGGUGGUCUUCAAUACUUAACCCUCACAAGACCUGACAUCAGCUUUGAUGUCAAUUAUGUCAGCCAAUUCUUGCAUUGUCCCACAUAUGUUCAUCUUCAGCUUGCCAAACGCAUAUUACGCUAUAUUAAAGGUUCUCUUGGUCAAGGCCUCACAUUCAGUGCUGGAAACUGUUCAAAUUUACAGGCUUUUAGUGACAGUGAUUGGGCAAUUGUCCCGAUACUAGAAAGUCUACAUCUGGUUACUGUGUCUUUAUAG
This is a messenger RNA of Papaver somniferum (opium poppy), 480 nucleotides long. RefSeq lists its product as uncharacterized. The transcript has a single exon. Lineage: Eukaryota; Viridiplantae; Streptophyta; Magnoliopsida; Ranunculales; Papaveraceae. The record is from RefSeq and is a predicted model, not a curated record. Bases 1 to 480 code for a protein of 159 amino acids.